Molecule: messenger RNA, 1911 nt
Organism: Radiomyces spectabilis
Lineage: Eukaryota; Fungi; Mucoromycota; Mucoromycetes; Mucorales; Radiomycetaceae
Exons: 8
Coding region: 73-1554 (493 amino acids)
Biological process (GO): retrograde transport, endosome to Golgi
Molecular function (GO): phosphatidylinositol binding
Source: RefSeq, a predicted model, not a curated record
CUUUGAUUUCUUUUCUAUCGACACACAUUCAAUACAAAUCAACCAUCUUUACCAAUUCCUCAUUUUUCAAUCAUGACCAAUAAAUCGGCUUGCAACUGCAAGAUUGACCGCUUAAUUUACCACGAUGAUGAGUUCAUCUUUAUAACUGGAACUCAGAAACAAUCGAAUACGGCCGCCAAGAAAUCCUAUAUAACCUACGAUAUUCGUGUGGGGGAUGUUGAAACAAAGCAUCGAUACAGCGAAUUCGAAUCGCUUCGUAAAUCCCUCGUCAAAUUACACCCCAACGUCAUUGUUCCGCCGAUACCCGAAAAGCAUUCACUUGUUGAUUAUGCAGCGUUGCAAACCAGGCUUAGAGACGAUUUAUUCAUGAUUGAAAAGAGAAAACGCAUGUUGCAGACGUUCCUGAAUCGAGUAGCAAAGCAUCCUGAUCUGGGACGCGAUCAUGUAUUUCAUCGUUUUCUAGAAAGUGGUGUGCAAUGGAAUGACGUAUUACACUCACCGCCUCUCUCUUUGCUUCCCAGCAAUCCUUUGCAAAUGGCUGUAAGCAAGGACAGUGAUGCUUCCGCACCAGGCAAUGCUGCGAUCCUCAAUAGUAGUCUGAUUCCAACUCCUACAGCGGCGUAUACGUUGAAAAAUCCCGAUCCUCAGUUUGAACAAUCAGAACAGUUCACCUACCGUAUCGCCAAUUAUAUGAGCAAUAAUUUGGAGAAAAGCCAACGUAAAGUGAUUCGACGUUUAGGUGAAUUAGCCAACGAUUAUGCAGAACUCGGAGCGGUGUACAAUGGUUUUAGUUUGAAUGAAUCAGGUGCUGUUGCCAAUGCGAUUGAAAAAAUUGGGCAAGCAGUCGAUGCAUCCUAUACAGAGACAGGUCAAAUGGUGAAAACGCUGGAGAGUGAAUUUGCCGAACCCAUACAAGAGCAUUCACAAUUUGCACAGACGAUCAAGCAGGUCUUGAGAUUUCGUCACAUGAAGCAUGCUCAGGUAGAGCUGAUAGAAAAUUCGCUGAAAAAUAAGAAAGAGCGACUGGAAACCCUUUUGGAAAUGGAAAGCGAGGCGCGGCGGUUGGAGGAAGCCAUAACAAGAGAACGAACGAUUGGAAGCAACGCCGUCGAUAUCGACGAAAUUAAUGGUGGCAACUCGGAAACCGGGUCUGGUGAAGCGACCGAGGAGAAUCCAUACGCUGUUCAUCACACUGAACCGAGACUGCACAAGUCCCGAUCACGAAAUUGGAACGGACCGAUGCAGGUGAUUAAUGCUGUUGGUCACACAAUCCAAGGCAUCAUUGAUGUCGAUCCAGAAGCGACCCGCCGCAACCAGAUCGGCAAAACAAAAGACGCAAUGGGUGUGCUUGAGGAAGCACUGGAAAUUACGCGCAAGGAUCUUGCCGGUGCAUCGGUGGAGCUUCAAGCUGAUUUGGAUCGAUUCCAACGCGAGAAAAUCAAGGAUUUGCGUAAUAUGUUGAUUGCCUACGCCAAAGUGCACAUUCGCUACUGCCAACAGAACUUGGAAUCUUGGAAAGAGGCUCGAUUGGAGGUCGAUAAAAUCAGCAAUUAGUGCUUUCGCCUUGAAAUACAAAUACAAGGCGUUGUCAUAGAAAAUAUAGGCAGCAUAUUCUACGAUACUAUUCAUAUCUUUUCUAUUGGAUGUAUUUUGUGUCUAUUGCUUGUAAAUAUUCUUCAUCAGAGAACAAAUCAUGUGGAUGAUCUCGGAAUCGCACAGUUGAAUGUAAUGUAAGUUCGACUCCUUUUACAACACAUCAUCCCAUAUGCGUCGUGUUUUUUCCUCUUCUUGGAAUGCUGUCUCUACUCUGCUGUAGACAUCUAUUGAAGAGAAGAGUAGGAUGUGAGGGUAGAAUAAUGGUGAAUAAAUAAGCAGCCAUGAUUUUUACCUUCGCCAUAGUAUGCUUUCAGG